GUCUUGGUUACCUGAGGUGGUUACACCUAUCUCAGUUGGGUCGUGGUAUCCGCCCUAGGCAGGACGUACAGAGACAAGACAACACACCGUCUUACUCCAACCAUACUUUCUUCUUUCUUGACCAGAUCGCGACUCUCUGAGCUACUGAGAAUCAUCUCAAGAUGGGUGAGUGGAAGAACGGUCUCUUCGGUUGCUUCAACAACUUCGGGAUUUGCAUCAUCACCUACUUCGUGCCCUGUGUGACGGCCGGCCAGAAUGCCGAGAAGGCGGGAGUCGGCGGGUGCGUGCCCUGCGCGAUCGUCUCCAUGCUGGGCUGCAUCGGCAUAUACUUCAUGGCCAAAACCAGGGAAAAGACAAGAGAGCUCAAGGGAAUAGAGGGCAGUUUUAUGAUGGACUGCCUGAUGUCCUGGUUCUGUCCGCUGUGCUCCAUCGUUCAAGUGGCUCAGGAACUGGAGGAUGUGCCAGCAGGCGGCUCCAUGGUCCGCGAAUAACCAGCGACCACCGCAGCAGCCAACGAGAUCUCUGGAGACGACAUUCCCCGCUAACAACCUUCAGGAAACCGUAGUAACAACGUCGUUCUCAGCCUCCAGAAUCCUGUGUGUAUAUUUGAAAACUACAAAGAGAACAGACGUGCAGAAGUGCUAGAUAUAUUGAACGCAUUGUGAUCCCUAGUGUUUUGACCUUCUUCGUGCUGAAGUAGCCAUGUGGCACCAAAUUCUGUCACAGUAUUGGUUUCAUGGUUAGGCAUCAUGAAGACGGUUAAGGUCAUCCCUCAAGAUUUGUAUACAGACACAAGAUAUCAGCCAGUGUCCAUCAUGCAAUAAAAUUUCGUUGGAUUAUCAAUUGUCUGAUGUGAAAUGAAACUUCAUUGCUUAUGAUGGACAAAAAAUAUUGGCUAUUCCAGAAUAUAUCCUGGGUUUGUUAAAACGGUUGGAAAAAAUAUUGGAGCUAGCUUAAAUACUGGCCAGAAAAAUAAAUUGGAGGUUGCAUUUCUUUGAAUUUGAGCCCAAAAAUGCAAAUUACUGGCAGUUUGUUACCGUAUUAUGGACACAUUUUGCCUUCAGAGAAAAGUGGGCAAAACUUAGGGCAAUGCUUGUAAAACACAAGAGGAAAACAAUGUUCAAUAUAUCUACUCGUUAAUGUCUGAUGUGAACAAUUUCAAGAAUUUCCAGUUGUUUUUAGGAAUUAGUUUUAUUUCAUGAAAAAAUUCUUACUGAUAUGCCCCUGAUAUUGUUGAGAUUCUUCCUGUGUCUGACAUCUUGCUAUGCAAAUGAAGGUUUCCAAGUUUGUUGUUCAAGGUAUAGAGAUAGAUUUUGUAAGAUUUAUAAAAAAAAUACGAGUGCUCGAAUAUCAACUGAAAUGACAUAGGAAAGAUACUUUUCCAAAGUGUAAAAUUUCCCAUCCAAAUCUUAAUGAACAAGCUAGUAAGUGAAGACAGUUCUUGUUUUGAUAGUAGACCUGCAAACUAUUUUUCCAUGAUAAAUUUUAAGUUUUGUUGAGUUGUACAAAAAGUGUGAGUUGUGGAGCCACAAAAAGAUCUUUAAUCACGAAUCUUACAAAUAUUAUCUCCUACUACUUGAAUAAUGCAACAUUCAAUUCCUGUUUCACGCUACCAAUAGUUAUAGUUUUUGAAGUGACAAUUUGUCUACAUAUUUUGUUAGGAAGACAGUAAAAUUUUAUUUUUUUGUGCUGAAAAUGCCGCUACAACGAUUCCAGAAUCGUUUGUUUUGAGAAGGCCAUACACAACGUGUUAUCCUUUUUAAAACAAUGGAUUAUCAGAAUCUAAGUAGCCCAAUAAUGAUGCAAACAUACCCAAAAUGAUGACCCCCUUUCCUUGAGUGUGCAACUUGGCCUCGAUAAAUCGUUUCUUGGGUUCUUGAGCUGAAUAGACUAUAAAAACAACUUGGCAUGAUGGUUAACGGUAACAUCAGUAUGUGAUAGGCAUUGGUUGGUCACAACCUGAUACAUAAAUCACUAUGUAUAACCAGGGUUAUUGAGACAGAACUGAUAGUUGCUUGUUUUUUGUUUCUUUGCCAAGAACCAAGUUAUGAUUUGAAUUGGCCCAAAUGCCUUGCAGUAAGGGAUGUAUUUUGUGUACGGAAGUUGAUACAUUUGUCAACGAUGAUGGAAUUUACAGGAGAUAUGUAAAUAUCCUUUUGUUAGUUCCUUGUCAUUGUCAAAAUAAACUUUUUUUCCCCACUCAUUGUUGUAUUAUGCUCUGUUUGUAUAAUAAUCGUUUGGAAAAUUUAAUCAUCCCAUCUCUUGUGUAGGUCAGUGGAAAAAGUCAAUCAUGAUUUUUAUCAAGAUUUAAUAUCUUUACUCUUGUGGUGGUUGUGUGUAACAUGUGCCUUAGAUGUGCUCUGCACUAAGAUAUGAAGCUCUCUGGAUGUACCAUGGAUUCAAGGAAAUGCAAUGUGCCUUAAAACUAGACUCUCCAUGCAAAUGUUGGGCUUCAAGAUCGUAGUGUUUUCUACAUGGGCAAGCAGUCAUCUGCUGUAAAGUAACAUUUGUAGAGGAAGAUCCAGUUACAAAUCAGAAAUUGUUGUACAAGAAUACAUUGGGAAGCUUUCUCUCAAAUGUAUUAUGUCUCUACAAUAUAUGUAAGAAGCUGGCAUUGUAAAAGGGUAACAUGUAGCAAUAGCAGAGGACUCGAUUUACAUGUACAUUUACUUGUGAACAAAUGUACAAUAACUGUUCUAUGAAAGCUUAUAUCUAAGUGCAGAGCUUCUUCUAUGUAGUGUAACAUUUCUUUGUUGCCUCUAUGCUUGGAAUGACCACAUCUACUGAGUUUGAAUAAAACAAUUUCACAUUGACUGAA
Molecule: messenger RNA, 2818 nt
Organism: Branchiostoma floridae (Florida lancelet)
Lineage: Eukaryota; Metazoa; Chordata; Leptocardii; Amphioxiformes; Branchiostomatidae
Product: protein PLANT CADMIUM RESISTANCE 2-like
Exons: 3
Coding region: 162-491 (109 amino acids)
Source: RefSeq, a predicted model, not a curated record